AUGGAGAGGCGAUGCGUCCAGGACCCUCGAUUCGGCAAUCUGUAUCGCAGCUUCAUGACAGAAUACGAAGACCUGAAACAUAUGACGCUGGUGACAUGCUCCACAACGAGCAAUCAGUCAACGUACUUACCACAUCAUGGAGUACUCAAGGAGUCCAGUGCCACGACGAAGCUGAGGGUCGUGUUCAAUGGGUCGCAGCGAACGCGAACUGGAGACUCUUUAAACGCACACCUCAUGACUGGAGCAAAUCUUCUGCCAGCUCUUCCUGACGUACUACUCCGAUGGCGUCAACACCAGUAUGUCUUCGUUGCUGAUAUAGAGAAAAUGUAUCGGCAGAUACUCGUGCAUCCGGAUGACUGCAGAUUCCAAACGAUCCUGUGGCGUCAUUCAACUGAUGAUGAAGUGCGAGAGUACCAGCUGAGAACGGUCACCUACGGUCUGGCGUGUGCUCCGUUUCUCGCCAUACGGACACUCCGUCAGCUCGCAACGGACGAAGAAGAGCAGUUUCCUCGUGGCGCCGUAGCUCUGCGUCGAGAUUGUUAUGUCGACGAUGUGGUCACCGGCUCAAAUACGCUGAACGAUGCGAUCGCACUCCAGAUGGAAAUUCGCAACCUCUGCUUGGCGGGCGGAUUUCCGUUGAAGAAGUGGGCAGCCAACGACGAGAGGAUCCUGACUGGAGUACCAAGCGAUCAUCGUUUGCAGCAAUUGCCGCCAGCUUGGGAAGGAGAGAGUCACUCCACGCUAGGACUCCGCUGGCACCCGCAACACGACCAGUUCUCUUUCGUGUUUCAUCCGCACGCUGCCAUCAACCACACGAAGAGAACGGUUUUAUCCGAAACCGCACGGCUCUUCGAUCCAAUGGGGUGGCUCGCUCCAGUCGUGAUUCGAGCAAAAAUUCUCAUUCAAUCCACGUGGCUGCAAGGAUUGGACUGGGACACCCCGCUGCCGCCAUCCGACGCUCGAGAGUGGCAACGUCUUCUAGAAGAACUCCAUCUUCUAGAUCAGGUGCGAAUAAAACGCUGGCUCGGGACCGGAGCAGAUAAGGCCUCGCUGCAGCUUCAUGGCUUCGCCGAUGCAUCCGAACGAGGAUAUGCAGCCGCAGUAUACAUCCGCAUCACUGAAAGGAACGAAACGUCAGUAAGGUUAUUGAUGGCCAAAAGCAAGGUAGCACCCGUCAAACAAGUGACCUUGCCGAGGCUGGAGUUGUGCGCCGCCACGCUACUCACCAAUUUGACGCGACAUGUCAAACAAACGCUCGACCUGGCAACAUCAGACACGUACUUAUGGUCAGAUUCAACAGUGACCCUCCAAUGGAUUCGCGGUCACUCCUCACGCUGGAAGACUUUCGUCGCCAAUCGAGUCGCUCACAUCCAGACGCAGCUGCCUAAUGCACAAUGGAGACACGUAGCUGGUCGCGACAACCCUGCGGACUGUGCAUCAAGGGGUAUUAAUCCAAGCGAACUAAUCAAUCACGCUUUAUGGUGGACAGGACCUACCUGGUUGUCACAGCACGAAUCGGCCUGGCCAAAUUCCGUGAUGGAGAUCCGAGGAGACGACGUGCCAGAAAGGAAAGCCACGAGCCUGAUGACUGUCAACCGGGUCAUCGUCGAGCCAGAAAUCCUGCUCCGCUUCUCAUCUCUGCAUCGCCUGCUACGGAUAUCCGCAUGGUGCCGUCGCUGGCUGCGCGCUUCUGAGCCGACUCACACCGCUGGACUAACGUUGAGUCCUGAGGAACUCGACAUGGCACUCUUUCGCUGGCUUCGAGAAGUGCAGACACUGCACUUCACGGACGAGAUCACCGCAGUCGCAGCUGGACGCUCCGUCGCACCACGCAGCACAUUAGUCAAGCUGACUCCGUUCCUCGACGACCAUGGUGUUCUGAGAGUGGGAGGUCGGCUUAAGCACGCCCUGCUGACACAAGAUGAGAGGCACCCGAUGAUCAUUCCAACCUCGUCGUGGCUGACUCGUCUGCUGGUGGAAUCCUGUCACCGUCGGACGCUGCAUGGCGGAGUGCAACUUACUCUGGGGCUGCUUCGACUGCGCUUCUGGAUUCCACGAGGACGCACAGUUGUGAAACAGCAACUACAUCGCUGCAUCACCUGCACAAGAUGGCGAGCAACGACGCUGCAGCCACCGAUGGGUAAUCUACCCCGCGAUCGGGUCACUCCGACUCGGCCAUUUCUGCGCACUGGAGUGGACUAUGCAGGACCCAUCCUCAUCCGGACGAGCAAGGGACGAGGACACCGCGCCUAUAAGGGCUAUAUCGCAGUAUUCAUCUGUUUUUGGUCCAGAGCCAUCCACCUCGAACUUGUCUCGGAUUACUCUUCAGAGGCCUUCAUCGCCGCUUUACGUCGCUUUGUCUCACGUCGAGGUCUCUGUACGGACAUAUAUAGCGACUGUGGAACGACCUUCAUCGGGGCUGACCGCACUUUACGGGAACUCUUCGUCGCUGCAUCCACAGAGGGUCGUGGAAUCGCACGCGUAGCUGCUGAACAUGGCAUACGGUGGCACUUUAAUCCACCAGCAGCUCCGCACUUCGGCGGAUUGUGGGAGGCAGCCGUCAAAUCCGCUAAGUAUCACUUGCGGAGGGUGAUAGGUGAAACCACUCUCACCUUUGAGGAACUGACCACUCUCCUCACACAAAUUGAGGCCUGUUUAAAUUCUCGUCCAUUACAGGCACUCUCUGACGAUCCAGACGAUAUUACAGCACUGACUCCGGGCCACUUCCUGAUCGGCGCGCCGCUUCUCGCCAUCCCGGAGCCAGUACAGGAGGACACCAGUGGAUCCGCAGCAUCACGAUGGCAUCAUCUCCAGGCGAUGCGAGAUCACUUUUGGCAAAGAUGGUCGGGAGAGUACAUCCAUGGACUCAUCUCACGACCUAAAUGGUUGAAGGUCGAUACCACACCUCACAUCGGAGCACUCUGCCUUGUGCGCUCCGAGAUUUCGCCUCCAAACCGAUGGCCUCUCGCCCGGAUCACAAAACUGCAUCCCGGCGACGACGGGAUCGUACGCGUGGUCACCGUUCGAACCGCGACCUCCGAGCUCGUGCGUCCGCUCGUAAAAAUCGUCUUACUUCCCGACUUCACAACGGACGUAACGACACGCAACGCAUAG
This is a messenger RNA of Nylanderia fulva, 3114 nucleotides long. The record is from RefSeq and is a predicted model, not a curated record. Lineage: Eukaryota; Metazoa; Arthropoda; Insecta; Hymenoptera; Formicidae.